AUGAAUCAACUGAGCACAAUGAAGUUGACACUUGAGGAUGAGUUGCAAGCUUUACUGUUGAUGAAACAGGCACAGAGUCGCCAGAAGAGCUAUUAUGGUCACAAGCAUCGACCUCUGGAGUUUGCAGAGGGUGAGCAUGCCUUUGUGAGGUUGUCACCUGUGACAGGUGUGGGGCGUGCUCAUGGAGUAAGAAAGCUAAGUCCCAGGUUUAUCGAUCUCUAUCAGGUAAUAGAAAGGGUGGGACCGGUUGCUUAUCAGCUUGCCUUGCCUCCACAAUUAUCCGGCAUUCAUGAUGUAUUCCACGUGUCUCAGCUUCGGAGAUACAUUCGGGAUGAAUCUCAUGUUGUACAGCCUGACGAGGUUCAGAUACAGGAUAAUCUUAAGACUCCUACAAUGUCUUCUUCUUCAUCCUCGAAUCAUCGAUGGGUCUACGACGUGUUCCUGAACUUCAGAGGGGAAGACACUCGUGACAACAUCGUUUCUCAUCUCUACGCUUCACUUUCAAAUGCUGGAAUCAACACUUACAUCGAUGACGAGCUUCCCAAGGGGAAAAAGCUGGAAUCUGAACUAUUUCGAGCAAUAAAAAAGUCUCAGAUAGCUUUGGUUGUUUUCUCCGAAAGAUAUUCGGAAUCUAGUUGGUGUCUUAUGGAGCUCGAACAAAUAAUGGAGCGUUACCAAAGACGUCGCCAGGUGGUUGUGCCCAUAUUUUACGGUGUUGACCCAUCGGUUGUACGUAAACAGACGGGUGAAUUUGGAGAAGUACUGGAAAAACUUGCAAAACAAAAAAAGUUGUCAGGUACAACGUUGGAUAAAGUGGUGCGGGGAUGGAGGAGGGCACUCACCCGAAUUGCAAAUUUGUCUGGUUGGGACAUGAAGAAUUGCAGGAGUGAAGCUGAACUAGUGAAGAAAAUUGUUCACGACGUUUUGUCAAAAUUAGACAACGGAUUAUUGUCUAUUACCGAUUUUCCCGUUGGAUUAGAAUCUCGUUUGCAAGAAGUGAUUGGGUUAAUUGAAAAUCAAUCAAGCAAAGUUUGUAUGGUAGGGAUCUGGGGUAUGGGUGGAUCGGGCAAAACCACCACAGCCAAAGCCAUCUACAAUAAAACUCAUCGCAAAUUUGUGCAUAAAAGUUUCAUUGAAAAUAUCAGAGAAGUUUGUGAAAGAGAUAGCAGAGGGCACAUUGAUUUACAGCAACAACUUCUUUCUGAUGUCCUGAAAGCAAAAGUUGAAAUACACAGCAUUGCGAUGGGGACAACAAUGAUCGAAAAGAGACUUUGUGGAAGAAGGGCACUCUUUGUAUUUGAUGAUGUGACCAAGUUUGAGCAAUUAAAAGCCCUUUGUGGACAUCGUAAGUGGAUUGGUAAAGGAAGUGUGAUAAUCAUUACAACUAGAGAUAUGCGCCUACUUACAGAACUUAAAGUUGACUGUGUUUGUAGAAUGAAGGAAAUGGACAAAAAUGAGUCACUUGAGCUCUUUAGUUGGCAUGCUUUUGGACAAGCAAGUCCAGUAAAAUACUUCACUGAACUCUCACAAAAUGUGGUUGCUUACUGUGGAGGACUACCACUAGCUCUUGAAGUCCUUGGAUCUUACUUAUAUGAGAGGACAAAACAAGAAUGGGAAAGUGUAUUAUCAAAACUGGAAAUAAUUCCCAAUGAUCAAGUUCAAGAGAAAUUAAGAAUAAGCUUUGAUGGUUUAGGGGACCAGAUGGAAAAGGAUAUAUUUCUUGAUAUAUGUUGUUUCUUUAUUGGUAAAGACAGAUCAUACGUUACAGAGAUACUAAAUGGUUGUGGACUUCAUGCUGAUAUUGGAAUAACAGUGUUGAUAGAAAGGAGCCUCAUAAAAGUUGAAAAGAAUAACAAGCUUGGAAUGCAUGAUUUGCUACGUGACAUGGGAAGAGAAAUUGUUCGUCAAACUUCACCUGAAGAACCGGAGGAACGCAGUCGAUUGUGGGUUCAUGAGGAUGUACUUGAUGUAUUGACACAGCAUACUGGAACACAGGCUAUUCAGGGAUUGGCUUUUAAGUUGCAAGGAACUAGUAGAGUUUGCUUCCAUACCAAAGCAUUUGAGAAAAUGAAGAGACUGAGACUUCUGCAACUUGAUUGUGUAAAACUUGAUGGAGAUUAUGAGUAUCUUUCCAAACUCCUUAGAUGGGUCUGUUGGCAAAGAUUUCCUUUAAAAUACAUACCUGACAACUUUUAUUUGGGAAAAGCAGUUGCUAUCAACUUAAAACACAGUAAUCUUUACCAAGUAUGGAAGGAGCCCCAGUUGUUGGAGGGGUUAAAAUUCCUCAAUCUUAGUCAUUCCAGGUACUUGACAAACACCCCUGAUUUUUCAAAACUACCGAAUCUUGAAAAACUCAUUCUCAAAGAUUGUACAAGCUUGUCCGAGGUACACCAAUCCAUUGGAGAUCUAAGUAAACUUCUUCUGAUAAAUUUGAAGGAUUGUAAAAGCCUUAGUAAUCUCCCAAGGAGGAUCUAUGAGUUGAAAUCUGUGAAAACUCUCAUACUUUCUGGUUGUUCAAAGAUUGACAAGUUAGAAGAAGAUAUAGUGCAGAUGGAAUCCUUGACAACUCUGAUUGCAAACAAUACUGCUGUAAAACAGGUGCCCUUUUCAAUAAUAAGAUCCAAAAGCGUUGGAUAUAUUUCUCUAUGUGGAUAUGAAGGAUUAACACGUGAUGUGUUUCCUUCUCUCAUAUGGUCUUGGAUGUCACCAACAAUGAAUCCCCUAUCCAGCAUUCCACCAUUUAGGGGCAUGUCAUCGUCUCUAGUUUCCAUGAAUCUACAUAUUAAUAAUUUGGGCUCUCUAUCACCAAUGCUUAAGAACCUUUCAAAACUUCGAUGUGUUUGUGUGAAUUGCAUCUCGGAGUUUCAAUUAACUCAAGGAUUGCGAAGAAUUCUAGAUGACCUAUGUGAUGUAAAUUUUCCUGAAAUGGAAACAACAUCAUAUGCAUCCCAAAUUUCAAAUCUUUCAUUGAGAUCGCUUUUAAUUGGAAUGGGAAGUUGCCAUAUGGUCAUGGAUACCCUUGGCAAGAGCAUAUCACAGGGAUUGACAAACAAUGGUUCUAGUGAUUACUUCCUUCCGGGUGAUAAUUGUCCAAAUUGGUUAGCCUAUACAGCUGAAGGACAUUCAGUGUUUUUUCAAGUGCCUGAGGAUAGUGAUCGUCCCAUAAAGGGAAUGAUUUUAUGUGUUAUAUAUUCAUCAACCACUGAAAACAAGGGUGUUGAAUGUCUUAUUAGCGUCUUGAUCAUUAAUUACACAAAGUGCACUAUCCAUGUAUACAAGCGAGACACAGCAAUGUCCUUUAAUGAUGAAGAUUGGCAGGGUGUAAAAUCAAAUCUAGGAGCAGGUGACAAUGUGGAGAUUUUUGUAGCUUUUAGGCAUGGAGUGAUUGUUAAGAAGACAGCUGUAUAUCUAAUAUAUGGCCAGUCAAUUGUGAAAAUUGAGCAAUCAAUUCGGAUGGAAAUAGAACCAUCACCUAAAGUGAAAAGGGAGCCAUCACUGAUGUCAAAUAAAAAUAUCUUCACAAUACUUACAAAGAGAAUGAGAGAAUGUUUAUGCUUGAACCGGAAUUGA
Gastrolobium bilobum is the source of this 3570-nucleotide messenger RNA. Its product is annotated as disease resistance protein RUN1-like. Lineage: Eukaryota; Viridiplantae; Streptophyta; Magnoliopsida; Fabales; Fabaceae. The transcript has 6 exons. The record is from RefSeq and is a predicted model, not a curated record. Bases 1 to 3570 code for a protein of 1189 amino acids. Gene Ontology annotation, molecular function: ADP binding. Gene Ontology annotation, biological process: defense response; signal transduction.